AUCACAUUUUUUGACAGAAACGAGAAAGAGGCGAAAAAUUAUCAUUACGCGAACGUGCAACCAUUCGAUCGCACAUUGUGAUUAAAUAAGUGUUUCAAACGAGGAAAAAGAAAAAAAAUAGUAAAGUGAUAUUCUAAUAAACAUUCAUUUUCCUUACAAUUAACACGGCUUAAAAUUGUAUUGUUUCGUAUUAGUUUUAGACGUUUCAGAAUAUAAGAUCCAGACAUAUUACAAACAAAAAUCGUCAUAUUUGGUGAACAAUUUUUGAUCCAAAAUUUUAGUAUAUCAGAUACCAUACAGAUUGUCCCAUUUUUAAUGUUUCAAAAACACAAUUGAUUGCAAGAAUCACAUAUUUUGUCUAAAAGUGUUACAAUCAUUGUUGGUAGGUAUGAUACGAAAAAUGUCCGUAGCAUACCCGUGUCAAAUCAAAAUUUAUAAAGACGAAUUUCCCAAACAAAUCCGGUAAUUAGAUACAACUACAAAAAAAAUUAUUCGUCAAGAUCAAUCGUUGUUAUAGCAGAAUAUGAAUUUCGAUGAUUAUGAACAAUUGCCUACACCUUCACACCUUCACAACAUGAUUGCUGGUGGAGCGGCAGGCAUUUUGGAACAUUGUGUCAUGUAUCCAGUGGACUCCAUCAAGACACGCAUGCAAAGUCUUCUGCCUACCGCAUCAAACCAAACUCUAGUCAGUACGUUUAGCCACAUGAUAAAAUCGGAAGGAAUUUUAAGGCCGUUCCGUGGUGUCACAGCCGUUGUAGCUGGCGCUGGACCUGCACAUGCCUUCUAUUUUGCAACGUAUGAACAUUCUAAGAAUGUAAUGUCAAGUGUAUUUCCACAGUACGACCACGUAAACUAUGUCGUUUCUGGUGUAACUGCAACAUUGAUUCACGAUGCAAUUUCAAAUCCAACCGAAGUGAUAAAACAACGAUUACAAAUGUACAAUUCACCGUACAAGACUGUAUUGCAAUGUGCGGCUUGUGUUUACCGGACUGAGGGCUUUAAGGCCUUUUACAGAUCAUAUAUAACUCAACUUUGUAUGAAUUUACCACAUCAAACUAUCCAUUUUACAACCUACGAACUCUUUCAAAACAAGCUGAACAAGGACCGCAAGUACAAUCCAGGUGUACAUGUAGUGGCCGGUGGUGCAGCUGGCGCGAUAGCAUCAGCAUUUACAACGCCCUUAGAUGUUGUAAAAACUUUAUUGAAUACUCAGGAAACCGGCGCUGGGGUAACACGUGGAAUGAAAGAAGCUAUCAUACAGAUAUACACUGUGGCAGGCCCAAUUGGUUUCUUCAAAGGCUUAGGAGCACGUGUGUUGUAUUCAAUGCCAGCAACUGCUAUAUGCUGGUCAACAUAUGAAUUCUUCAAAUUUAUACUUUCAAACAAAAGCAACGAUCAUUAUAGAUCUUCGGUGUCUUCUAGCAAUUCCAGUUCAAGUGCCAGCUUUCAAUCUAAAUCAUUAGAAAAAACACCCGAUGAUCAUUCAACGAAUAUUCGAUAUGUAAUACCUAAGCCACCUGUUAUUACAACUGACAUCAUUACAGAUAGCACGACACUACACCACAGUACAGCAUCUGAUUUGAAUAUAGCGGGAUCGCAGUACAUACCCGGAACCUCACGAGAAUUGCCUUCAAUAUCUGGUGUCGGAGUCUAUACGGCUAUUAACAUGAAUGAACGAGUCUACGAUGCAAGUAUUCGUGGAUGCAGCCGAUGAAUGCAGUAUUCGUUAACAACUGUUAGUCCAAGCGUGGAUUGUGGCUUACAUUUAUGAAGAAAAAAAAAAACAAAUUCAUACUUUAAUAUAUUUGUAUGCCUUUAUGCAAGAUUAUUAUUUAUAAAAGUGAAAUCAGUCAAUUUAUAAUUUCUUCCCUUUUCAGCUAUUGGUAUGAAAUUUAAAAAAUUGGUUUAAGUUUUCAUGGAGACGCCUCAUUAGAGCACAAAUACAAGGAUAUGUCCAUAUCUAAUGCAACAUCAAGAAUGAGGCCAACCUUUUAGUUGAAUACAGUAAACCUAUAACAAAUAAUAUUGGCGGAUGUGAAUUUAAAGCAAAAACAAGCAAUUAGCCCCUAGAAACAAAAAAAAUCGUUGAAAUAUAUUUGUACUGGGUGCUUGCAGAGACUUUUGUCUAAAUAAAAAAGAUAAACCCUUGGGCUGUGUUGAAAUACAUUUUAUAAAAAUGAAAGGAAAUUUUGCUUUAUUCGUUGGGCAUUUUCAUUUUAAAGAAUUUUUGUUGGACAAAAAAUAAAUAAAUGGAAUACAAA
Messenger RNA from Sitodiplosis mosellana (orange wheat blossom midge), 2261 nucleotides. RefSeq names its product mitoferrin (gene mfrn). Gene Ontology annotation, molecular function: ferrous iron transmembrane transporter activity. Gene Ontology annotation, cellular component: mitochondrial membrane. Gene Ontology annotation, biological process: iron import into the mitochondrion. Bases 524 to 1714 code for a protein of 396 amino acids. Lineage: Eukaryota; Metazoa; Arthropoda; Insecta; Diptera; Cecidomyiidae. The record is from RefSeq and is a predicted model, not a curated record. The transcript is spliced from 8 exons.